This is a messenger RNA of Agrilus planipennis (emerald ash borer), 9644 nucleotides long. RefSeq names its product cadherin-related tumor suppressor (gene ft). Gene Ontology annotation, cellular component: catenin complex; plasma membrane. Lineage: Eukaryota; Metazoa; Arthropoda; Insecta; Coleoptera; Buprestidae. The transcript has 8 exons. Gene Ontology annotation, biological process: homophilic cell-cell adhesion. Gene Ontology annotation, molecular function: calcium ion binding; cadherin binding. The record is from RefSeq and is a predicted model, not a curated record. Bases 1 to 9483 code for a protein of 3160 amino acids.
AUGAAUUAUGCCGGUGCUUCCAUCCCGGACCACAUAAUAUGCACAGACAGACUAGCACCACUCUUUACAAACGAAUGCGUUAUCGGAACACCGAUCACUAGCGAUCACUUGCCUCUCACCGCCACACUCAGUAUUCAAACUCGUAUCCUCACGCGUCCGACAUUCAAAGAAAUACGAGACUUCAAAAACAUCAACUUCGACCGGCUACGCGAACACGUAACUAACGCGAACCUAACCGCACCGGACAUAUCAAACCCCGAAGAAAUCGACGCCCCAAACGAAACCUACAACCAAACAAUUCAAAACGCGAUAAACGACAUAGUACCGAUUAAACGUUACAAUGGCAAAAUCGACUACAGCAUAACUUCUGGUAAUGAACGUGAUGAAUUCCAGAUUACACCAAACGGUACAAUCAUCACGAAGAAGGAACUUGAUAGGGAAACGCAAGGAAUCUACAAUCUGGUCGUAACCGCCACCGAUGAAGCUAAACAACCAGAACAAAGACUGUCAUCAACAGUUCAGGUCACCAUAAUCCUAAAGGACGUUAACGACAUGUCUCCAGAAUUCAUUACUCCCAAUGAAACUUCGGUUUCAGAAAAUAUUCCUAUCAAUACCGUUGUAAUGGCCAUAAAAGCCAUAGACAAAGACGAAGGACGAAACGGAUACAUAGAAUAUUCACUUUCUGGAGAUUCAAAUACGAACGGUGUAUUUUCUUUGGGUCCAAUUGAUGGCCUCUUAAGGGUGGCUGGUAAAAUAGAUAGAGAGCUCAAGAAUAAUUACACACUGGUAGUAACAGCUAAAGAUAGAGGAGAAAUUCCGCGCACAAGUCAAACUAAAAUUUUCGUUAAAAUUCUCGACGAAAAUGACAACAGCCCCGUGUUCGAUCCUAAACAGUAUAGCGCAUCAGUCGCUGAAAACGCUUCAAUUGGGGCAAGUGUACUUCAGGUUUCUGCAACCGAUAUUGAUGAUGGCCUAAACGGUAAAGUCAGAUUUUCUAUCAUUUCGGGAGAUACAAACAGGGAUUUCAGCAUUGCAGAAGAUUCUGGAGCUGUGAGGGUGGCAAAAAAUCUCAACUUCGAACGCGAAUCUCGUUACGUUAUCACCGUACAGGCGGAAGAUUGUGCUGGUGACAUUCACGAUAACAUCAUCAGAACGGACACUGCAGAUAUCGUCAUUUCAGUUUCCGACAUCAACGAUAAUCCUCCCACAUUCUUGGAUUCUCCUUACCUAGCCUACGUUAUGGAAAAUGUCAUACCACCGAAUGGAGGUUAUGUUAUCACCGUGCAUGCUUAUGACGCGGAUUCGCCACCAUUCAAUUCACUUGUUCGUUAUUUCAUUAAAGAAGGUGACACAGACAUUUUCAAAAUUAAUGCUAGUACCGGUGAAAUUUCACUUCAGAGAUCUUUGGAUAGGGAACUACAAUCUGAAUAUACCCUUUCGCUAGUGGCGCUGGAUACAGGAUCUCCACCGUUAACUGGAACAGGAUUAGUAAAAAUAAUAGUACAGGAUGUUAAUGAUAACAGUCCUCAGUUCAAGAGACAUAUUUAUCAUGCAACAAUAACAGAGAAUAGUCCUGUUGGCACUUGGAUAAUAACUGCUAUAGCUUCCGAUAAGGACACAGGUCUAAACGCAAAAAUUCGCUAUUCGCUUCUUGGUAAUAAAAUGGACCGAUUUAAAGUAGAUCCUGACACUGGAGUAAUAACUAGCGCUGCACUUUUGGAUCGUGAAGAAACAGACGUGUAUUAUUUGACGCUAAUGGCACAAGAUUGUUCACCUACAGAACCCAAAGCUGAAGCAGUCAACUUAACAAUUUCUAUAUUAGACGAAAAUGACAAUUCGCCGACAUUUUCAAACUCAAAAUAUGAAAUUCAUAUAUCGGAUAGUACAAGGAAGGGACAGUUUGUUUUCGGAGCAAAAGCUUUUGAUAAUGAUAUUGAGGCAAACAGCAAGAUAACGUAUUCAUUAUCUGGAAGACACGCUUAUAAUUUUGUGAUUAAUUCCCACACCGGAGUAAUUAAAGCAAAUCAAGAUCUUCAUAAAAGUUCUACGACCAUAUUCAAUUUAGAAAUAGAGGCACAAGAUGGUGGUCAAAUUCCCAAGAAAGCUAGCGUGGAAUUAAAAAUUUAUUUAAGUCCUUCACAUCUAUUUCCCGUCUUCUCACAGCCCAUUAACGCACAAUUUACCUUGACCGAAAAUGUAAAAGAAGGAAAAGUGAUCACAAAAUUCAUAGCUGCAAGUCCCAAACCUGGCCCUGCGAAUAAUGUUAGGUACGCUAUUGCUGGUGGGAAUAUUGGGGAUGCAUUAAGGAUUGACAGAAUCAGUGGAGAAGUUCAAGUAGCGGGAAAAGGAUUGGAUUACGAAACAUCGCACCAAUACGAAAUAUGGAUUGAAGCAAAAGAUUCUGAUGUGCCGUCGUUAACAAGUUUUUUAUCUCUAAUAAUUAAUGUGACCGAUGCCAACGAUAAUCCUCCAAUUUUCCAAAUGCCUCUUUAUAAUGCAUCUGUUUUAGAAGAAGAAGCUCCCUAUCAGUUGGUUGUAAAAGUAACAGCAUCUGAUGCCGAUUCGGGAGAAAACGGAAAAAUAUAUUACCGAUUAUCCGGCAACUCUGAAACUUCAUUCGAAAUGGACGAAGAAAGCGGAGAAAUUUAUACACGAGUUCGUUUAGACCGAGAAGAAACUGCAAGUUACGAAUUAAUAAUAGAAGCAAUAGACCACGGUUUUACACAGUUAACUGGUACAGCCACUGUUGUGAUCAAUGUUUUAGACAAAAAUGACAAUCCUCCGAGGUUUACCAGACUUUUUAGUGUGAACGUUACAGAAAACGCGGAAAUUGGGACGUUUGUGAUUCAAAUAACUAGCACCGACCAAGACAUUGGCGAAAAUGCCAAUGCAACGUACAGUUUUGCAGAAAAUCCUGGUGGUAAGUUUACCAUCGACCCUAUUAGUGGAAACGUAACUGUCGUCGGAGCUCUGGAUAGAGAGCAACAGGACGAAUAUUUACUAAAAGUUGUAGCAUAUGAUGGGGCAUGGAGACAAGAAACCCCAUUAACAAUUACAAUACAAGACCAAAACGAUAAUGCGCCAGAAUUUGAGCAUUCGUACUACAGUUUUAAUUUUCCGGAACUUCAAAGAGACGUAGUUACUGUAGGCCAAGUAACUGCAACAGAUCGAGAUAAACAAGGACCUAACUCUGUCAUUAGUUAUUCUCUCCAACAACCGUCAGACUUCUUCACUGUUGAUCCUGCUUCGGGAGAAGUUUGUAGCAAACGAAGUCUUCGAUAUAAACACAGCCAACUAGAAUCUUCACCAGAAAACACAUAUUCACUCACUGUUUUGGCUACAGAUAAUGGAAAACCUCCAAUGUCUUCCGAAUGCUUAGUUAUUGUAAAUAUCGUCGACGCUAAUAAUAACGCACCUAAAUUCGAACAAAGGGAAUAUCUCUCGCCCAUACCGGAAGAUACGAUCGAAGGCAAAAGACUACUACAAGUAACAGCCGAAGAUAAACUAGAUGUUGGUGUUAACGCUGAGAUAGAAUAUUCUGUAGUAGGUGGAAAUGGAUCUGAUUUCUUUAUCAUAGACAAACUCACCGGAUGGAUAAGUCUUGCUAAGAAAGUUACGGGUGUUGGCAUACUGUAUGAGUUACGAAUUUCGGCAACCGAUAAAGGGGUACCGCCACAAAAAGACGAAGUGACAGUCACUUUAAUAACAUCAGGAGAAAAUAAAUUCAGUCCUAUUUUUACUGCGCUUAGUUAUCAAGUCAUAGUCCCAGAAAAUGAACCUUUGGGUUCGACCAUUCUUGUCGUAAGUGCUUCAGAUAAUGACCAAGGACCGAACGGAAUGAUCAGGUACGAGAUUUCUGGAGGAAACGAGCGAAAAGAAUUUUCAAUUGACUCUGUUUCUGGGGCUAUAACGAUCUCACAACCCCUCGAUUACGAUACAGUACAAGAAUAUCGUUUGAAUAUCACGGCACAAGAUCUCGGCUUCAAGCCUCACAAAACUACAGCGACCCUUACUGUAACAUUAACUGACAUCAACGAUAACCCUCCCACAUUCAAUCAAACACAAUACGAAGCAUUUAUUGCAGAAAAUUUACCUGCAUCUAGUUUCGUAUAUCACGUACAAGCUACCGAUAUAGACUCCCCCAAAAAUGCAAUUAUACGCUAUUCCAUUUCGGACGGUGCUGGAUCUGAAUAUUUCUUGAUUGAUAAAAGCAACGGAAUAAUCACUAGCAAAAUUAGUUUUGAUUUUGAAGAGGAUGACUUUUACAGCAUCAAAAUUAUAGCGGCAAAUCCAGAUUCCACAAUGUUCGGAUCUACCGACAUUCUAAUCCAUAUAACAGGGGUAAAUGAAUAUUAUCCAAGAUUCAUACAGCCAGUCUUUCAUUUCGACGUAUCUGAAUCCUCUGAGGUAGGAACUAGCAUUGGUGUCAUUCAAGCAACAGACCAAGAUUCUGGCGAAGACGGAAAAGUCUAUUACUUACUGGUUGGUUCAAGCAAUGACAAAGGAUUCACUAUCAAUUCCAAUACAGGCGUUAUAUCAGUUUCUCGUAACCUCGACCGCGAAACUCAAAGCCGUAUUGUACUAACAGUUCUCGCUAAAAAUGCUGGAGGUAUCAGAGGAAACGACACUGACGAAGCACAAGUUAUUAUAUCUGUACAAGACGGUAACGAUCCUCCUGAAUUUUUACAAGACGUUUAUGAAACCGAACUAUCUGAAGGUGAUCCGAUUGGUACUAAAGUUGUAACAGUUAAAGCCAUAGAUAAAGACGUCAGACCACAGAAUAAUCAAUUUAGUUAUUCAAUUCUCAGCGGAAAUCCAGAGCAAACGUUUAAAAUAGAUCCUCAAACAGGAGAAAUUGAAACACUACGAAAAUUGGAUAGAGAAACGAUACCGCUAUAUACUUUGAUAGUCGGAAGCAUCGAUACUGGUGUUCCUCCUCAAACGGGAACGGCAACAGUUAAUAUUCAUUUAAAUGACAUAAACGAUAAUGGCCCAAUCUUCAAUCCGGAACAAAUGAUUGGCCAAGUAUCAGAAAACGAACCCCCGAAUACCAGCGUGAUGAUCUUAUCAGCAAAUGAUCCUGACCUACCUCCAAAUGGAGCUCCGUUCUCGUACAGAAUCGUAGGGGGUAGGCAUAAGGACUUCGUAAAAGUGGAUAAACAUUCUGGUCUAGUCGUGACAACGAGAAGCAUUGACAGAGAACUUACACCGGUGCUUGAUUUAGUGGUGGAAGUUGAGGACAGCGGAGUUCCGAAAAUGAAAUCCAAGCAUAACAUUAAAAUUGAAAUACUCGACGAAAACGAUAGUCCAUCGAGUUCAAGAUCCGUCCAUGUCCUCGUAAAUGUAUUUAACAAUGAAUUUCCAAUUGGUAAAAUAGCCGACGUACAUCCAAACGAUCCAGAUAUCGUAGGUGAUUAUAAAUGUAAAAUAUUGCAAAGUUCACCAGCUUCAAAUGUUCUUUCUAUUAAAUCGGGUUGUAAAUUGUACGCUUCAAAAGCAACACCUGGUCACGGGUAUUCCCUUUCGAUAUCCGGAAAUGACGGAAGACACGCUGAUGUCAUCUCAACCGUUACUGUAGAAUUCAAAUACUUCGAUAAUAAUACCGUCGAAAAUUCUGUGACUAUAAGAAUUCAAAAUUUAACCGCUCGACAGUUUCUAAUAAACCAUUAUCGUGGAUUAUUAGAAUUAUUAAAGGGCAGUUUAAAUGCCGAAGAAUCUCUAAUAUUUUAUGGUCUUCACGAAGAUGAAAAUGCUCUAGAAGCUAUAAUAGCAAUUAAAGAUUCUUCUUCAUUCAGGACAAAAUCUUACGUUAUCGAUAAGCUAGUUAAGAAACGAGAGGCAAUUAAAAAGUUGUUACAUGUUAAUAACAUUCAAAUAGGAUAUUCCCCAUGUGCCAAAAACUUAUGCGAAAACGGAGGUAUUUGUUCUGAAGACAUAACAGUUAAACAUAAAACCGAAACAGUGGAUAGCCCAAGCCUGAUUUUUACGUCUCCGUUAAUUGUUAACGAUCACAGUUGUCAGUGUAUAGGGGGAUUUUCCGGAGAGAACUGCGAAAAAAGACAAGAUCCUUGUCUUCCGAAUCCAUGCAAAGCUGGAGGUCAAUGUAGACGUCAAGGUUACAAUUUUUACUGCGUAUGUGCACGUUCUAGAGACGGGCGCUUCUGUGAAUUCGAAAAGAACGAUGCAUGCUCCGAAAAUCCAUGCCAAAACGGAGGAACGUGUCAAGAAAGUCCAGAUGGUUCCUUCUUCUGUCUUUGUCGUCCAGGUUAUCGUGGAAACCAAUGCGAAACGCUGACAGAUUCUUGUAGACCGAAUCCAUGUUUACACGGCGGCCAGUGUGUCAGUUUCAAACCAGGCUACAAAUGCAUUUGCAUCGACGGAAGGUACGGAAGGCAUUGCGACAAAUCUACUUACGGUUUUCAAGAACUUUCUUACAUGACAUUCCCACCACUGGAUUCUGCAACAAACGAUAUUUCUUUCAUCUUUGCCACUACAAAGCCAAACGCUCUUCUUGUGUACAACUACGGCAUACAAACUGGAGGAAGAAGCGAUUUCGUUGCAGUCGAACUAAUCAAUGGACGAGCAGUAUUUUCGUUUGGAGGAGCAAGAACAGCGAUAACUAGUGUUACUGUUAAAGGGAAAACUAAUAGUUUAGCUGAUGGUAACUGGCACAAAUUGAUCGCUACGAGGAAUGGAAAGGUAGUAUCUCUUAGCGUCGCUUCAUGUACGGAAAAUGGUAAUGUUUGUGAAGAAUGCGUACCAGGAGAUGUUUCAUGCUAUGUGGACGACAUUGGACCAACAGGUACCCUUAACUUCAAUAGCCACCCUCUUCUCAUUGGUGGUCUAAUGAGCGCUGAUCCUGUUUUGGAGAGACCCGGUCAAAUUCAUUCGGACGAUCUCGUCGGUUGCGUACACAGCAUCUCAAUCAACGGACGUCAAUUAAAUCUCAGUAAUCCAAUUCAUUCGGAGGGAGUGGAACCAAAAUGCUCCCACAAGAAUUCCUGCAGCAAUACCAUCAAUCCUUGUAUGAAUUUCGGUUCCUGUGUGGACCGUUGGUAUACAGCAAGCUGCACUUGUGGAGGAACUGUUGUAGCUCCAAAUUGUGGAAGUGCUCUUCGGUCCGUUUCGGUCAGCAAUGGCGGAUACAUCGAAUUCGUAAUUUCAAAAAAACACAAACGUAUGCAACUUCUCGAUAAUCUCUACAGUGGAACCGCAGGGUGGCAUCAUCAUUACAGUAUAAUAAGAAAAAGACGAUACGUGGUGACUAAUGCAGAAACUUACGACGAAAACACUUCUUCCUUGCAAUCACAUCGAGGUGUAAGGUCGGCAGGAUUGUUGAAUACUAGUGCGAUUUACCUAACAUCGAAACGUGUUAGUUUUUUGUUUAGAACGAUCGCAAAAACGGGAGUGCUAUUUUUCGCUGCUAGUAAUAAACAUUAUACAUCGGUCGAGCUAAUAAAUGGGCAACUGAUGUACAUAAGUAAAUUGUCCCAUACAGUGAACGUAACUGAGCCACAUAAAACCGUUAAUGACGCCCAGUGGCAUAAUUUGACUUUAAACAUUCAAAAUGACGUGCUUCGAAUUCUUAUCGAUGACGAAAAACUUGGGGAUGACCUCGAUUCAAAUGGCGUACAUGAUUUUUUAGAUCCUUAUUUGACAACACUUACUUUAGGUGGAAUAAAAAGUGGCAAUUAUCCUGAUAAUUCCCAUCACAGUUCCAAUAUAGCAACGAAUUCAUUCGAGGGAUGUUUCGCAAACUUCAGUGUCAAUAACGAAAUUCAACCUUUCAACGGUUCAGGAAGCAUUUUCAAUCAAGUUGUGUUGCGCGGAAAGAUAUCUGAACAUUGCUACGGCCCUGUCGGUGUUGGGACGGUGCCAAAUCCCGAUCCUCUCAGUAUCGGAAUCACAUUGGUCAUUGUAUUUUUCGUUGUACUCUUAAUUGCAAUAUUAGUAUCGUUUGUUGUUUUCCGUCUUCGUAAGCAAAGUAAAGAAAAAGGAAACACAUCAGGAGGUGCAUCACCGGUUCAUAGCAAACAGAACGGAGGUAACAAUGGGCUUAUAAAUACCAGCAACGAUAACCUUCUAGGAAGACCACUCCACACGAAUGAGACUUCCAUGGCUUACCAUUCGGAAAAUGGAGACAUAAUCAGAGGAGUUGGUGGUCACCAUAUUGUAGGUCCCGAAUUACUUUCGAAGAAAUUCAAAGAUCGGGAAAUUAUUCAAAAUGAAAUUCAACGUCCUCAAAGGCCAGACAUUAUUGAAAGAGAAGUAGUUAAUAAAAAUCCUCCCAUGAGGGAUGACCAUCCACCGCUUCCUCCAACUUCAAAUCAUAAUCACGAUCACGGUCCCACUGAUUUGAAUUCGGAAAUGCCCGAACAUUACGAUCUAGAAAACGCCAGUUCGAUCGCACCUUCAGACAUUGAUAUAGUGUACCAUUAUAAAGGAUUCCGGGAAGCAGGAGGAGUUCGUAAAUAUAAAGCAACACCUCCACCUAUCAGCAGUUACCAUCACAAACAUACAUCUGUGCAGGGUCAGGCGCAGCACAGACAUUCUCCCCAUCACCCUACGGGAUUUCCUCCCAGAGCUCCGCCAGUCACAAAUCCCUCAUCCCGACCACACCAAACAACACCACUAGCGCGUCUCAGUCCCAGCAGCGAAAUGAGCGCUCAACAACCGAGAAUUUUAACGUUACAUGAUAUAAGCGGCAAGCCUUUGCAAAGUGCCCUUUUAGCAACUACCUCAAGUUCCGGCGGUGUCGGUAAAGACGUUCUCCAUAGUAAUAGUGAACGUAGUUUAAAUAGUCCUGUGAUGUCUCAAUUAAGCGGACAAAGUUCGAGUAGUCAUAAACCGGGCGCGCCACCCCAAGUCACUUCGUCAUCCCCAGGUAUGGGAUUAACAGCAGAAGAGAUCGAAAGAUUAAAUUUGCGACCGAGAACUUCCAGUUUGGUUUCUACUUUAGACGCGGUAUCUAGUUCUAGUGAAGCACCUCGAACCGCUGGUGCCAAUCAUCUUUCUCACAUGCGCCAUUCUCCAGUGCCAGAAACCCACCACAGUUCUACAUCUUCAGACGAGAGUGGAAACGAUAGUUUCACAUGCUCGGAAAUAGAAUACGAUAAUGCUAGUCUAGCAGGGGAUAAAUUUAAGUCGAACGAGCCUGAUUCUCGAAGAAACAAUUCUAGUUCUAAUAGUAAAAAUCCUGUGCCACCACCUUCCUAUGAUGGUUUCGAUUCCUCUUACAGAGGCUCCAUGAGCACAUUGGUUGCUUCAGAUGACGAAUUAGGAGGACCAUUAUAUAGACCUCCAACAGGUUCGCCUUCCACUACGGCUUUAAGUUGGGAUUAUUUGCUCAAUUGGGGACCUAAUUUUGAAAGCUUGGUGGGUGUAUUUAAAGACAUUGCUGAACUUCCCGACUCUGUUAGUGGAAGGGCGCCUUCAUCCCUGAGGCUAACCAAUGCUCCGAAACCUUCUGAAGAGUAUGUAUAGCGCAAUACGACUGAUUAGUGAUAACGUAAUUAUUAAUUAAUUAACAUUAAAUAAUGCCAAUGACGUAAGAAUCAGAACAUUUGGUAUUCGAAUAUAUAUACAUAUAUAUACAAUUACAUACUCGUACAUUCAUAUAUAUGUAUAAGUGUAGUUAAAAAAAA